AUGGCCAAGUUAUGUGAGGUCCUCAACCUUGACCCCAGACACGUCCUGAUAGCUGAGGUGAUCUUCACCAACAUCGGAGGAGCAGCAACAGCAGUCGGGGAUCCCCCCAACGUUAUCAUCGUCUCUAACCAGGACCUCCGGAAGAGUGGGAUAGAUUUUGCUAGUUUCACAGGUUACAUGUUCCUGGGGAUCUGUCUGGUCCUCCUCACCUCCUUCCCUUUCCUUCGCCUACUUUACUGGAACAAGAAGCUAUACAACAAGGAGUCCAGCGAGAUCGUCGAGCUGAGGCAUGAAAUCCGUGUAUGGAGGCAGACGGCCCAGCGUAUUAGCCCGGCCAGCAGAGAGGAGACGGCUGUCAAGUGUCUACUGAUGCAGAAGGUCCUCAACCUGGAGAGCGUGCUCCGCAAGCAACUCAAAACCUUCCAGAGACAGAUUUCUCAGGAAGAUAAGAACUGGGAGAAUAACAUUCAGGAGUUGCAUAAAAAGAACAGAAUAACAGACCGAGUCCUCCUGGUGAAGUGUAUAUCUGUGCUGGGGGUCGUCAUCUUCAUGUUCUUCCUGAACUCCUUUGUUCCCAGCAUUCAUCUGGAGCUGGGUUGGAUAGCUAUCUUCGGGGCCCUGUGGCUGCUGGUGCUGGCUGACAUCCAGGACUUUGAGAUCAUUCUGCACAGAGUGGAGUGGGCCACACUGCUGUUCUUCGCUGCUCUGUUUGUUCUCAUGGAGGCUUUGGCCCAGCUACAGCUUAUCGACUAUAUUGGUGUGCAGACGGCCCUGCUCAUAAAAGCCGUGCCAGAAGAGCAGCGUUUGGCCAUGGCCAUCAUCCUGGUCAUGUGGGUCUCAGCUCUGGCCUCCUCCCUCAUCGACAACAUCCCCUUCACCGCCACCAUGAUCCCUGUCCUCAUCAACCUGAGUCAAGAUGCAGACGUCAACCUGCCUAUCAAACCCCUUAUCUUUGCACUGGCCAUGGGAGCCUGUCUGGGAGGAAACGGAACGUUGAUUGGUGCGUCGGCCAAUGUGGUGUGUGCAGGCAUCGCUGAACAACAUGGCUACGGCUUCUCCUUCAUGGAAUUCUUCAGGCUAGGCUUCCCCAUGAUGCUAAUGACCUGUACCAUAGGGAUGUGCUACCUGCUGGCCACAAUCAUCGGACUGGGCUGGACCCUCUAACCUGCUCCUCACUGCACUACCAAAGAGAGACUGUUUGAGUGAAUGUGUUUAGAUACAGAGAGUUUCAAAGUGUUGGACGCAGCUCAAAAGCCACAUGGAGAUCAAUCGUUCCUUCACAGAUUCAAAGUUGCAGCUCAUUUGGAAAGUGGUGGACAUCAUCUCGAGUACCUAGUCACAUUGCAGUUAUAAUAUGCAGUAGUUAGCCUACAACAGCAGUACAACAACAGCGAUGUGUUGCAACAUGAGGAAAACAAGCUAAACCAAGUGAAUGGAUUAUAAUCUACACUACAUGGCCUAAGUCUGUAGAUCUCUCCAUGGUGCUCUUCGGUCUACAGCCCUCUCUUAUCUCUCCAUGGUGCUCUUCGGUCUUACAGCCCUCUCUUAUCUCUCCAUGGUGCUCUUCGGUCUACAGCCCUCUCUUAUCUCUCCAUGGUGCUCUUCGGUCUACAGCCCUCUCUUAUCUCUCCAUGGUGCUAUUCGGUCUACAGCCCUCUCCUAUCUCUCCAUGGUGCUCUUCAGUCUACAGUGCUCAUUACACUGAGAGUAAUCAGAGGAGCAAGGCCUGAGUCUGCAUGGCUCCCCAUGGUGCUCUUUAGAUCAGCAGGGCUCUCCAUGGUGCUCUUUAGAUCCACAGGGCUCUCCAUGGUGCUCUUUAGAUCAGCAGGGCUCUCCAUGGUGCUCUUUAGAUCCACAGGGCUCUCCAUGGUGCUCUUUAGAUCAGCAGGGCUCUCCAUGGUGCUCUUUAGAUCCACAGGGCUCUCCAUGGUGCUCUUUAGAUCAGCAGGGCUCUCCAUGGUGCUCUUGAGAUCAGCAGGGCUCUCCAUGGUGCUCUUUAGAUCAGCAGGGCUCUCCAUGGUGCUCUUUAGAUCCACAGGGCUCUCUAUGGUGCUCUUUAGAUCCACAGGGCUCUCUAUGGUGCUCUUUAGAUCAGCAGGGCUGUCCAUGGUGCUCUUGAGAUCAGCAGGGCUCUCAUGGUGCUCUUUAGAUCAGCAGGGCUCUCCAUGGUGCUCUUUAGAUCCACAGGGCUCUCUAUGGUGCUCUUUAGAUCCACAGGGCUCUCCAUGGUGCUCUUUAGAUCCACAGGGCUCUCCAUGGUGCUUCUGCUUAUAUGGGUAUAUUAUAAAAAAUAUUUAGAUUUUUCAUGUGAUUUCUUUGGUACUCAAAAAUCUGAAUCCUAGCUCAGCUAGAUUAUAUGG
Messenger RNA from Oncorhynchus nerka (sockeye salmon), 2360 nucleotides. It is a transcript of the gene oca2, whose product is annotated as oculocutaneous albinism II. NCBI's taxonomy places the organism in Eukaryota, Metazoa, Chordata, Actinopteri, Salmoniformes, Salmonidae. The record is from RefSeq and is a predicted model, not a curated record. Gene Ontology annotation, biological process: transmembrane transport; melanin biosynthetic process; melanocyte differentiation. Gene Ontology annotation, cellular component: melanosome membrane. The transcript is spliced from 12 exons. The coding region runs from base 1 to 1164 and encodes 387 amino acids.